Rotaria sp. Silwood1 is the source of this 1431-nucleotide messenger RNA. NCBI's taxonomy places the organism in Eukaryota, Metazoa, Rotifera, Eurotatoria, Philodinida, Philodinidae. The record is from the annotation of a GenBank genome assembly.
AUGCCAGAUCCAUUAUCUGUCUAUGUACCAUUGGAUUCUCUAACCGAGGAAACAAUUGAUUCUAUUAUUUUGACUAUUCAACAAUCUGAUAAAAGAGAUUGGGCCUUCAGUAAACGUACUUUACUUGCUUUUUUGCUUGCAAUCAACAAUAAAGUGAACGAAAUUGAAAACAAUGAAUCAAACAAUAAAUUCGAUGAACAAACUCUACAACAUGUUGCAAAAGUUCGGCAAUGGCUCGUACAGAAAGAUCGUUUUGGCAAAAGAGAGCAACUUAAUUGGAAUAAACUUCGUAAAACUUAUGAUCAGAUGAUAAAAGAAAAAGAGGAUGGCACAGCUAAGCAUUUUGCUGUCAAAAACAUUGAACCUUACUAUGAGUUAACUAUUGAAGGGUUACAUCCUGAUAUAAAUCAAUCUCGUGAAUAUAUGUCCCGUUUUCGCAGUCAUGGUUGGGAACCUAAAGAAUUAAAAAUCUAUUGGAAUUUGCAACAACUUGAAAACCUUUGUCCGAAACAUGAAACAAAAGCUAAGCAAGUAGAAGAAAAAGAUAAACAAAACAAUGAUGUCAAUAAUCAAACGAAACUUGAAAAAAACGAAGAAACAAAAGCCGAAGUAAAAAAUGAAAAUACCAAUGAAAUAAACGACCAAAUGAAAGAAGAACCCAAAGAAGAAGUAAAAUGUGAAACAAUAGCUGAAUUAAAAGAUGAUAACCUACCACCACAUGACCCAUCUGAUGCUGAUGUCGUAAAAGCUCUACGUGAGCAUCCUGUAUCAAAACGAAAUAAUGCCGGACAGAUUAAUUAUAUCAACAAAGGUAUUGAAAAGGCUGUUUUCGAUAUACCUGAAGAUGCUCAAAUAAUUGUUCUUAAUUUUGCUAAUGAACGAUCUCAUGGUGGUGGAUAUUUAAGACAUGCCUGGGCACAAGAAGAAAUUAUACUUUACAAUUCGGAUGGCUAUCGAUCAUUGCUUGAUCUAAAAUACGGUCGCAUGGGUGGAGGCUAUGCUAUACCUGAAUUUGGGCUUGCAUAUGUUCGUGAUAUAUGUUUUUUUGAUAAAGAAACAGGCAAGAAUCGCAAAACCGAUAUGCUAGUUUCUGCUUGUUAUUGUCUUACUGGUUCACCACAACUUUAUGAUAAUCCAAAGACGGACGAAGAGUGGGAAAGAAAAACUUUGGCUAAAUUUAAUGCAUUCAUGGCUGCAGCUGUUGCUAAUACAAAAGAUGAUGGAUCAAAUACUUAUCUUUUACUUGGACCAAUAGGUACGGGUGCUUUUGGAAAUGAUGUCAUUAAAAUUGGAAAAAUUUUUCGGAAAGUACUUACGUCAAAGUUGAUGGGUUCAAAUGGUCCUGUUACCAAAGCUUUCGAGAAUAUUUGGUUUGUUUCGACAGAUGAAUGGAAAAAUGAUGAGUUCGAAAAGAUCAUGCGUUCUAUUUAA